Messenger RNA from Jaculus jaculus (lesser Egyptian jerboa), 1827 nucleotides. It is a transcript of the gene Vtcn1, whose product is annotated as V-set domain containing T cell activation inhibitor 1. The transcript has 6 exons. Bases 70 to 906 code for a protein of 278 amino acids. Lineage: Eukaryota; Metazoa; Chordata; Mammalia; Rodentia; Dipodidae. The record is from RefSeq and is a predicted model, not a curated record.
CCAGGAGGCAGCAGUAGCUCUGCCCACCCAGCACCAGGCCGUGCUGUGGGAAGGAGCCCUUCCCUUGACAUGGGGCAGAUUGUCUUCUGGAGCAUUAUUAACAUCAUCAUUAUUCUGGCUGGUGCAAUUGCAUUCAUCAUUGGCUUUGGUAUUUCAGGGAAACACUCCAUCACAGUCACCACUUCCACUUCAGCUGGGAACAUCGGCGAGGAUGGAACCCUGAGCUGCACUUUUGAACCUGAUAUCAAGCUCAAUGGCAUUGUGAUCCAAUGGCUGAAAGACGGUGUUAUGGGUUUGGUCCACGAGUUCAAAGGAGGCAGAGAUGAGCUCUCAGACCAGCAUGAAAUGUUCAGAGGCCGGACAGCUGUGUUUGCCGAUCAGGUGAUAGUUGGCAAUGCCUCUCUGAGACUGAAAAACGUGCGGCUCACAGAUGCAGGCACCUACAAAUGUCACAUCAGCACUUCAAAAGGCAAAGGGCAUGCCAGCCUUGAGUACAAAACUGGAGCCUUCAGUGUGCCAGAGAUGAAUGUGGACUAUAAUGCCAGUUCUGAGAGCCUGCGCUGUGAGGCUCCUCGAUGGUUCCCCCAGCCCACAGUAGCCUGGGCAUCCCAAAUUGACCAAGGAGCCAACUUCUCAGAAGUCUCCAACACCAGCUUUGAGUUGAAUUCUGAGAACGUGACCAUGAAGGUUGUGUCCGUGCUCUACAAUGUCACGAUCAACAACACAUACUCCUGUAUGAUUGAAAACAACAUUGCCAAAGCCACAGGGGAUAUCAAAGUGACAGACUCUGAGAUCAAAAGGCGCAGCCAACUACAGCUGCUGAGCUCAGGGGUUUCCCUGUGUGCUUCCUCCUUUGCCCUCAGCUGGGUGCCCAUGUCUCUCUCCACUUACCUGAUGCUAAGAUAACGUGCUUUGCCCACACAAAGACACACAAAGUUACUGGUACAACAGGCAUCUGGCCACAUCUGGAGACAAUUUUGGUUGUCACAACCAAGGGAAGAGGGAGAACAGAGCUACUGGCAUCUAGUAGGUCAAGCUUAGAAACACUGCUCAACAUCCUACCGUGGAUGAGACAUCUCCUAUGAUGAAGAAUGACCAGCUCAAAUGUUGCCACAUCAAGGUUAAGAAACCUUGAAUCAGAAUGGAAAGAAUCUAGAAGAGACCGUAGCAAAUGAAUGGCUUCCUGAAGUGGGCAUCAGCUCUGUCCCUGGUGACUGGCUCAGCACAAGCGCCAGUGUUCCCCAUGGUGCACCAGCAAAAUACCCUGCAGCUGGCAAGACCUGUGGGCAAUUCCUGGUGGGAUUCUUCCUGCUCAUUGUGCUUCGAGCUUCCUCUCCCUUCAUUCUACCCUGCACAAUAAAUUUGUUUGGCAAGAAGGCUGCCCAAGUUCCUUCUCAAGUUCUCUGACUCUGAAUUUCAUAUACUGCCUGGCCAAAAUGCAGGUCAUGUCAACAAACAUGGACCUUCUUUGAAACACACCGAGACUUUUAAGCUUCCUGUUUGUUUUUCCCAUUGUUUAUUGUUAUGCCUGUUUGUUUGUUUUUUAAUGUGCCAGAGAUCAAAUCCAGGGCCUCAUGCAUACAGGGGAAUGCUAUACCAUGGAGCUACACAAGACUUCUGAGAGAAAACAGGGCAAUGACCUUUUGAAAUGAAGCCUUGAGGAGUGAAGUGUUAAGCAAAGACCACUUUGUUUCCAGUCAUCUCUCCAUACGUUCAUGUUGACCACUGCCUCCCUGGACUUUGAACCCACAUUCUGUAUUAUGUUUAUUAUAGGAAACGUUGGAGUUCUGAUGGUCCCGGAGAAUGAUUAAAUUCACAUUUCCAGCA